This is a messenger RNA of Suricata suricatta (meerkat), 723 nucleotides long. RefSeq names its product pikachurin-like. Gene Ontology annotation, biological process: axon guidance; cell-cell adhesion. The record is from RefSeq and is a predicted model, not a curated record. Gene Ontology annotation, cellular component: axon; plasma membrane. NCBI's taxonomy places the organism in Eukaryota, Metazoa, Chordata, Mammalia, Carnivora, Herpestidae. The transcript has 7 exons. The annotation marks the transcript as partial. Gene Ontology annotation, molecular function: protein binding.
GGGGAAUCCACGGGGCCCACCUUCCCCCAGGUCCCCCAGGAGACGCCCUUUCUCUGUGCGUCCGGGACUUGGUGAAACUUUGCAGGCGCCCGCGGUGAAAUGGAUUUAAUCCGAGGCGUCUUGCUCCGGCUCUUGCUCCUGGCUUCCAGCCUCGGACCCAGCGCAGUGUCGCUCCGAACAGCUCUCCGAAAAUCAGGCAAGGUCGGGCCUCCACUCGAUAUCAUGCUAUACGCAUUGAACUGCACAGAUUUCAGCAUCCAGUGGAAAAUGCCAAGGCAUCCUGGGAGCCCCAUCACUGGGUAUACUAUCUUUUACUCCGAGGUCGGCGUGGAUAAAUCCCUGCAGGAGCAGUCCCAUAGUGUGGCCCUCAGCCAGGACAUGUCUGCCAUUGGACAAUCUGAUGGGCAGGUGAUUUUUGAAGAAGUGAUCGGAGAUUUGAAACCAGGCACUGAGUAUCGAGUGAGUGUAGCAGCUUACAGCCAGACUGGCAAAGGACGGCUUAGCUCUCCUCGGCAUGUUACUACUUUGCCCCAAGAUUCCUGCCUGCCACCAUCAGCACCCCAGCAGCCGCACGUCACUGUGGUCUCUGAUUCCGAGGUGGCCCUAUCUUGGAAACCUGGAAAGAGUGAAGGAAGCUCCCCGAUUCAGUACUAUUCUGUGGAAUUCAUCAGACCGGAUUUGGACAAGAGCUGGACCUUAAUCCAAGAGCGGAUCCAGAUGGAC